Messenger RNA from Paramuricea clavata, 9887 nucleotides. NCBI's taxonomy places the organism in Eukaryota, Metazoa, Cnidaria, Anthozoa, Malacalcyonacea, Plexauridae. The record is from the annotation of a GenBank genome assembly.
AUGGCGAUGGAAUACAGGAAAGUGUACAAACACAUUGCACCAGAAGUCCUGAAGGGAUCUCGUGUUACAACUGCCAGUGAUAUGUAUAUUCACUCGGGAGAUUCCGUAAGGUAAUUGGGCAGCACAAUCCUAUUACAAUUAGGAAAUGCAGCUACUGAUAUUAACCCUAUUUGUCCCGGGUUUUUUUCAUGUUGAUAUGACCGGGGGUGCGCUGAUAGGGCGCACCCCUCAGAAAUUCUGUCGAUUAACUGCUAUUAUCCUAUAAGUCUUAUUUUUAGUAAGUUUUAUCUUUCUUUUAACCUAAAAAUAACAAAAAAGUUAAAUUCACAUCCAAAAUGCUGUUUUUUGGCCCCAAUGAAUAUGACCGCCUAUCCGAAAAUGGCGAAUAUAGCUAAUAUUUUACCCAUUUUGGUUCUAUUUUGUAAAGAGAUAACAAAACAUUUUGGAUGUGAUAUUUUUGGGGUCUUUUACAUUCAAAAGACAUACUUUUAUGUUAUAGCAUAUCUCAGAUGUCCAUAAACAGCACUAUUUUACUUUCCAAGUUGACAUUUCUGUGCCAUAUGGAAAGACAUACAACUGAAGUUUCAACAUCACUGAUUUUACCUUCAUAUCUUUGUGACAGUGUCAUUGUUGUAUAAAUAAUGUUCCAUUAUUCUCAUAGUAUGCACAAUUGUGCAUUCUGUUGAAACUCUAGCACUUUUUUUUGGCAUAACUUCUGCAGUGUAAACAUAAAAUGUCGACAACAAAAGUUUGUAGAAAAAAUAUGAAGUGGCAGCCAUGUUUUAUACCAAUAUACUAUGUGUUACAUGAAGUGUAAGGCAGGUAAGCUGCGAGAUACGAGCCUGCAGUAUAGUUUUGAAAACACAAUAUUUACUUUGAAAAUAUGGCAAUCAUUCUGGAUUGUAUGCAAAAGUUUUACUCUCAUUUGGAACUGAAUUUCUGGUACGAAAGUGUUCAAUAUAUAAUGCAUCCUACAAGUUUGAUUCCUGCUGAAAGGCAGGGAGAUGUUAUGCCUUGAAGGUACAAAGAAAUAUGUAUGUGUAUUUGAAUAUAUAAAAAUAUUAUAAAUAAGUAUUUUAUAUUAUAUAAUUAUAAGUAUUGUAUAGUAUGCUAUAUUAUAUGUUAUACUAUAUUUUACUAUUUUAUAUAAUAUAUUAUGGAUAUUUUACUUUGCAAAUCAUGUGUAAUAAUCCAUAUUUAUAUGUUCUCUUAUUAUAUUAUGUUAUUUAUGACCUGGGAAGUGAUUGAAGCCAAAAAAUACUGUCCAACCCACAUUUACCCAUUUUUGGCCCCGACACCUUCUUUGACAAAUGUCGCCAAACGUCCGGAUAACUUUGAAUUUUCAGAAAAUUUUUUUCGCAGUCAUGACGGCAGAGGGAAAAUAUUAAAAGUCAUGAAAGUACAGGCAAAUCGGAUCGUUUGUUCAGGAAUGACGGAUAAAUAUUUAUAGGGAUGCGCUCAUUGUGCGCACCCCCGGUACAAAUAGGGUUAACCCCACAAAAAAGCCCACCCUUUUGAAAAUAUUGACCAUGUUGAAUGCAGAGAAUAUCCACAGCUGAGAUGCAUUAAAGAGGCUGUACAAAAUGAAGUAUAAAUCAAAAGUUAAGUUGGAUAAAGUAAACAAGAUUGAUAACCAGGAUAAUAUUUAAUUCAUUAGGUUUCAAUGUGCUCUACUUUGUUAUUUUACUCUGUCUAAUGCUAGCUAGAUGAUUUUAGUGUUCAAAGGGAAAGUGUGGGGCAUUAAUGGCAUAACUUGGCAAUAGGUUGUGGCAAGGAAUUAAUGAGUAACUUUUUUAAAUAAUAUGAACAACUUAAUAACAUCUAAUAACUUGUAUAAAUUAUGUGAAACACAGUCCUAGUGAAAACUCUUGUGCUCGUCUUUCGGCAGCCGAUUGUCAAGAUAUUGUGUCUUUCGGCAACCAGUUGGAUCUUGACUGUGUUUUUAUUGGUCCAGUAUUUUCUAAAUAUAUACGGUAGCUAACAUACAAGGAAUUAAUAAUACCUUGUUUAAAUAAUAUAAAUAUAAAUAACUUAAUAAAAUCUAAUAGCUUGUAUAAACUAUGUGAAACACAGCCAUAGUGGAAACUCUUGUGCUGUCAAGAUGAAUCGUCUUUCGGCAGCAGGUUGUCAAGAUAUUGUGUCUUUCGGCAACCAGUUGAAUCUUAACUGUGUUUUUAUUGGGUGUUUUCUAAAGAUAUACUGUAGCUAACAUGCAAGGAAUUAAUGAGUAUUGAAUACACCUUGUUUAAAUAAUAUAAAUAACUUAAUAAAAUCAAACAGCUUGUAUAAACUAUGUGAAACACAGCCAUAGUGAAAACUCUUGUGCUGUCAAGAUGAAUUGUCUUUCGGCAGCAGGUUGUCAAGAUAUUGUGUCUUUCGGCAGCCAGUUCAAUCUUAACUGUGUUUUAACUAAUAUAGAGUUAUAUAGAUAAAUUAUUAAUAAAUUUACUAUUAUUAAAAUGCAGUAUAAUCACAUAGCAUUAAAAUUGAAUACAACACUAUUAACAUUAUCAAAUCAAUAAUAAUACAGUAUAUAAAGUUAUCAAAAGUUCACUGCACUGGCCAAAAAUUAAUAUCAUGAAUGGCCCAGCUAGAUGGCAAAGCUAGUUUAACCCAUUAAGCUGCACAGCUUCCCCAUUGACAAGUAAAAUCGUCAUGCGUUAGACAAGUAAAAAAAAUAAGUAGGGCACAGAGGGGCGCAUUGCGGCUCAAUGGAUUAACUAGCUCUAGAAGUAGAACUGAAGUACGGCAGUUUACAUUGUCAGAAUUUUUGGUUAACCCAUUAAGCUGGGCGCACUGGAGCAUAUUGCGGCUCAAUGGGUUAAAUACGGAUAUACACAGUAUAUAUUGAAUAGCUAUACAGAUCUAAUGGAACAUGAAAUAGGUUUGAAUAGUACUGAAAUGUAAGUAGGCUCUCGCGAUUCUUAGGACCUUGAAGUCCUACAUAUUUUAAUAAAGAGCACCACAAUGAGUGAAUACACCAUAAGAUGUAAAUAUUUGUAUCAUAUGAAAUUGAUUCUUCAAUUAAAUGUAUUAAAACAAGUUGAGACAAGGCCAUAACAAGCGUUCUUGUCUCCACAGUCUUGUGUUUGGUUCUUGGUAAAAAUUAUAGAAUGUAUUGCAAUGGAUUUUAGAACCUGGCUUGCUGCCACUAUUAAAUUUGUAUGUUUAUAUGGAAUGUGUCAGGACAUCUGGUUGGCUCACAUUAAAGUGCAACUCUCAGAAGGUAAGAUAUAUGAUUUACUCCCAGAAUUUUGUGAGUAAAUCUGUUUACUAGCGACCAGGGAAUAUGGGCUAUGGCCAUUGUUAGAAUUAGUAUAAACACAAGCUAGAAUCCUUCCUAAUACUGGCUUUCAAUGACAGUAUUAUAGAAUUUUAUAUAAUGCCUAUAAAAUAUAAUAUAAAACAAAGCUCAACUACAAAGCCUUAAAGGUUACACUAGGAGAACAGUACCAAUAAAUAGAGUACAAACCUUUGAACAAACUAUAACCACGAUCGGUAUUAAUACAGAAACAGUUUCUUGCCAAAAUCUUCGAUCUAUCAUAAACACCACGCUCAUCGACGCCAUGUUCGAAAAAAAAGACGGAAAUUGUACGCCUAAAUUCGCUACUUUCCCAAAAGGCACUGGAAACUAUUAACUUUUUGACCCAGUCAUUAACUCACCUGAGUUGCAUAACUACAUGUAUUUUAAUAUUGAUUUGAUUAUUACAUUCGUAACAGCCUGUUGUAAUUACUUUGUUGUUAUAUAUUUUUUGCGUUGGAAUUUCCGUAAAAUAUAUCGCGGGUAAGGCAUCAGGACUAGCUCUGUGCAUUUCUUAUAUUAUUAUGUUGCAUUCAUACUGUUUUCAUCCAGAAAUCAACACCACCGUAAUGGUAUUUUACUACGGGGAGAAAAACCCAGCACAAUUCUCUAUGACCUUGGAUUUACUAACUAAAAUGAAAUUACAAUGCAUUUUCGGAAUGCAUUUUCGGCAAGCGGCUGAAACUCCAGCUGGAAUAUACCGUGUACUAAGUCUAUGAAUUGUGUCUCCGAAAUAACGAAUUAUGUUAGGGCAAAGAAACAGUCCGCAUUUUAUCCUUUUUGUCUGCAUCCGAAUUUUAUCCUUUCGUCCGUCCGUCCGUCCGUCCGUCCGUCCGCAUAUCCGUCCAUGUGUCCGUCCGCGUGUCCGUCCGCAUGUCCGUCCGCAUGUCCGUCCGCAUGUCCGUCCGCAUGUCCGUCCGCAUGUUCGUCCGCAUGUCCGUCCGCGUGUCCGUCCGCAUGUCCUUCCGCGUGUCCGUCCGCAUGUCCAUCCGCAUGUCCGUCCGCAUCCGCGUUUUAUCCCAGCCACUGAUCUAAUAGUAGACCAGUGAUCGCAACCCAUCAAAUUGAUCACUCUCGGCAGCCAGCCGCCGUGAAUUGUGAUUGGCUGAAUUUACGUUGAUGACAGGUUGUAGGUGUAGAUAAAACUUUAUUUAAACACGCUAUAACCCCUUCAGCAUUUGCUGAUUUCCAAGAGGAGCGUGAUGAUAAAAUAUAUACAAUAGUUACACUUACAUAUUAAAUUUUACAAUUAGUUAAAUCAUGGUUAAAUAAAGAUAUAAUGAUAGAUUUAAGACUGCAGGCUAGUAUCAGAAAUCAACGAAUUGAAUAGAUUUAAUUAAUUUGCGCUUCUUAACUCGCAAGGUAAGCUGUUCCAGAGUUUUGCUCCACUAUACCGGAUGCUAUUUUUUAAGUAUUCUGUUUUUGAUUUUGGUAAGUAAAACUUGAAAUCAUGGUCUCUUAAAUUGUAAUUAUGUUGAGGAGCAGAUGAGUCUUCAAAGAUAUCGGUUAAAACAGGUGGUGCUUGCGCAUGAGCAAUUUUGUACAUAAACUUGCCCCUAAAGAUUAAUCUGCGUUCUUUUAACGUUUUCAAUUUCAAUUCAGGCAAAGCGGCUUCAGACUGACCAUGUUCAUUUCUAUAUCCUAGGUUGACCCUUGCUGCCCUAUUUUGGAGUACUUGUAAUCGAUGUAAGCGUGGAACCAAUUGGAUCCCACACAAGACAGCAAUAGUCAAAAUACGGUUGAACCAGAGCUUAAUAAACGGAUAGGAGAGUGAGACGGUUAAAAUAUGGCCUUAGUCGUUUUAUAGCCCCAAUUCCAGCUGCUACCUUUUUACAUAAUUCAUCUAAAUGACUAUCAAAUCUAAAUGACAUCAAUCAAAUCAAAUCUAAAUGACAUUGUCAUGUUACGCUAAUUUAUUCAAAAAUUUUAAAAAAAUACAGUAAAAACAAACGGCAUCGCUAGGUCGGCACUAGACCAUAGACAAGAUACGUACAAAUCUGACACUGCAAUACAUACGAGUCAGCGGUAUUCUAUCUUUAAAAUUCAAAUAUAUUAGUGCGCAAAAUUGGAAAAAAACGCGCGAAACCAAAGCAAUAUGGCUUCCAUCGAAGAGUGACCGGGUGCUUGUUUGCGCUUCAGAAGCAAAAAUGCUUGAGAAAUUUGAAGAGUACAAAAUAUGGAUAAGUAGUGGUUGGAGAUGUAUCAAAUCAAAUGCACUUUUUGGUAAGUGAACUAAUUUCAAUAUGUAAAUUUGCCUUAUAAAUAUUCAUACGAAAUAUGCACCGUGUGUGCAAUAUUUUAAUAUGAAAGAUCCAAAUUAUGCAUACAUAAAUCCUUUAUUGAUUGACUGCAGUACUACACUCAUAUAAAAAUAUAGUAUGUCUUUAUAAAGGUCGAAAGAUGCAUGUGCUUUAGAAUUAUAUAGUAAAUGUUACUGGAUAAAACCUUUCAUAGGGGACUACUCAUUAAUAAUGGGAGGUAGGGGCCAGUGGGUGAUAUAUACCAAAUAUUGAACAUUUUUUAGAGCCGCCCCAAUCACAAGACCUUUAUUUUCAAGAUGCCCCCACCUUCAUUUAGAAAUUUAGCACCCCCUCCAACAUUGUUACUUAGUUGGUGUAAAAUAGGUAAUGGUAAAAAUAGUUCAAGCCUCCCUUUUCUCAUCCACCUCCCCCCUCAGUGGUGUAAAGCUCACUAGGUAGGGUGAGUUCAAAAACUAAGUGCCCCAGACAGUUAAGGGCCCCCAUCAGCCAUGGCCUAUUGCCCAGAAAAUUAGAAAACGUAAAAAAAUGCAGGUUAAGAAUCGAUUGAAAAAUACAAAAUUAAUAAUGCUAAAUAAUAAACCCUCUAUCGACGAUGGUAUUCCAUCUCAAAUACAACAAAAGUUAUUCUUAAAAGUUCAUUGUUACUUGUGUUGGAGACGGUUAUUAUCAUUGUUAUAGACAUAGAAUUUUCCAUUCUACUGAUAAAUAUUCAAUAUAAAUAUAAGAUCUCACAUUCAAUAUAAAUAUAAGAUCUCCCUCUCUUCCUCUAUUAUGCCACUGGCCCCCGUCCCUGUCUUCCAUUUUUAUUGACCGGGAGUCUCUAAUCAUUCAUUAUAUACAUUUCAUACAAUUUCAUAUUAUUUAAUAUAUACAUCACUGGCCUUUCAAGAUAUCAAUAAAACACUAUAGUAUAUGAAGUUAAGAUGUAUCAUCUUAGGCCCUGUUCAUAUGAGCCAGGCUAUCCUGCCUUGCCAGAAUAGAAAUUGUUAUCAUAUGAGUCAAGAUAUUGGUUAACCAAGACUCUGAAGAUAAUUAUGCCUGGCUAACUAGGCCAGCUUUAGUCAUCUAAUGUUCAUUUCAUGUACUAUAUAUGCAUAAUCACGCAUAAUCUGCUAUAUAUAUAGCACAACAUAUUUCAACUUUUAAUAUUUUCAUACAUUUAAUAAUAUUAACAACAUGUGAAAAACAGUUGACUAGGAUGUCAAAGGUUAGGUGGAUGGAUUCCUUGGAGGCACCAAACCCAAUAAUUAUCAACCCAACAAUUUCUAACAAUUAUUUUAUUAAUAAUAAUUAUUUUAUUAACAUAUUGAUUCCCUUCAUUGCUGAAAUCUAGCAAUGAUCAUGUGGCAGUCCCACUUUAUGCUUUGUUGCAGGCAAAUAAGCAUCCGCCUAGCCUUUGACACCCUAGUCUGUUUUUAAUAUUGUUAAUAUAAACUCAUUAACUGACAAUGUGAAUGUGCCCAAAUGUGCCUUACUUAGUAUUUACACUGUCUAACGCCAGACGAUUAAUUACUUGUCAGUGGUAGAGUGCUACCAGUAAAUGGGUUAAAGUGAAUGUUAAAUAUGAAUUAAGUUGAAAUUGGUUGUAAUAACCAACUGAUUCAUUAACCUAUUAAGUUGCAAGACUCCCCUUGAUGAGCAAAAUCAUCUAGCGAUAGAAAGAGUAAAGAUUUAUUAUGUUAUCUGCCGCUGUUGCAAGAUCCUUAUCCUUGAACAUUUUACUAAAAAUUUACUGUGUUAUCUGCCGCUGUUGGAAGAUCCUUUUCCUUGAACAUUUUACUAAAGAUUUGCUGUGUUAUCUGCUGCUGUUGGAAGAUCCUUUUCCUUGAACAUUUUACUAAAAAUUUUCUGUGUUAUUGUACAUAAUUUCUAUAAGGGAAAAUAUAAGAAAAAUUCAAAUGUUGUAUUUCCAAAAAUAUGCACUCAGACUUUGAAAUUUUAAAUUUGUGUACCCAGGGGGAGGGACAGCUUAACCAAUUAAGGCAUGAAAAUGUUGGAUGGUUUGGGCGGGGGGCAACAUUUUCUGAGGGGGGGGGGGGGUUCCCCGGCUCUGGCUAGGUUACUGUACAGUAUUCCCUAAAGCAAUAUUAUUAAUAUUUCUAACUAAUAAUUAUUACUAAUUAUUAGUAAAUAUUUCUUAUUUAUGUUGCUCUAAUAGUCAAUUCGACAAGCCGGACUGCAAGAUUCAAAUGUUAAUUAGUAAUGGCCAAUUGCAUCAGACAGAUUAAAAGAGUGACUAACAGACUAAACAGUGAUGCGACCAUAGUUGGGUGAAUCAUAGCUGAAUCAUGUGGCACUUUAGCACUUGGUGGUCAACUCCAAAACUAGGAAACGCAACUAUUGGGUUGAGUUCAUUAUUCAUUAUAUUAAUCCACCUUGUAUUCAAUAGCAAAUACAGAACAUUUAACAAAAUUUGCUCCCUUACACAAGGCAUAUAAAGCGACAAACAUGCAAAGUUAACCACCAUGUGUUUUCCUAUGAAUAUGUCACCAAUAUUAUUAAAUACUAUGCCCCAUGUGGGCUAUAUUUUUCCCUUGUAAAAUAAAAACACGUUGGCUACGGUAUAUAUAAUGUUUAUGAGUUAAAAUGAUUUUUAAAUUAACCCCAAAUAGGUAAUAAAAGUAAAUAUAUAUUUCGCUUUGCACAUACCUAUUUAUCUAUAUUAUAGUUUCUUGUUUACCUUAAUACCAUCUUUAAAUCUCCAUUUGUAAUUUGUUUAUUUGUAUUAAAUGCAUGCAUCAUUUGUAAUGAUGUUUUUAUUGCGUUUAUAUAAAGUUCACUACACUUGAAAUACCGCUGACUUGUAUGUAUUGCAGUUUCACGUAUCGUUUUAUUGCACACAAGUGUCAUGCAUGAGUCCAUAGCGAGAAUCGAACCCAAGAUCUUAGAGGUGAAUCGAACCCACGAUCAAUGCGGCUGAUUAUUAUUCAAGCUAUUUAUUCUCAACGCGCCGUUUGAUUAAAAACUGUUGAAAUAUAUUGCGAUCUUUGCCGUGAAGAUCUCGUUUUCUCAAAGGUAUGUUUUGAUAACCUUUUUGUUUAGUAAUUUAAUAAAAUAAUUUUUGAAUAAUUUUAUAUAUUUAUCGCAUUUUACUUAUGUUAAAUUCCCAUUGUAUUUAUGCAUGUUUUGGGUGUUGGAAAAGUGGCAUUGAAAUAUUCUGGAGUAAAUUGUACUUUUUUACAAGGAAACUAAAAUAAAAUUACAUCAGUGAAUUUAGGAAUGUUUACUCUUUAUAUUGAUACCUUAAAACAUGAAUUUACUCCAUAAAACCGAGGAGUUGUCGCGGUUUCAAAAUGAGUUAUUUUUGCUAUUAUCGAUAAUUAGCAAAAAUAGCUCAUUUUCAAACCGCGAUAACUCGUUCGAAGUCAAUGAAAUGGAACCUCGUACGCAGUGGUUUUAUCGGUUGCAGAACUGGUAUUAUAAAGUGGUCAAAGCAUGGAAUAAUCAACCUUUUGACCCCAGGACAUGAUCCUCCCGUAGAUAUAACGAUUUACGUGGAUAUUUGUCGAAAUCCUGGCCCUGUACACUCGGGUUUGGAGUCGAAUAUAUCUCAAGGUCAAAGUCAAAAUUGCGGAACAUUUAUACAAACUGCAGUUGUUGACAAAAUAACCUACAAUCGAAGCAAGUUACUUGAUAUCCGCCGUCAGUGUAUUACACGAGCCAACCACCAUUUAUUAUCAACACUUAAAGAUCUGGGUUUGCUACGUUAUAGAGGUUCGCGUGGUGGUAAACGUAAAAUCUCUGUCAUUAUUUCCCCUCGAGGCAGAGAAAGCCGCUCUGCCUGGGGUCAUACAACCGGAACGGUGAAUUGGAAUAAUUUGGUAUCAAUCAAAUGUCAUCCGGAAAACAGUAAUAAGACUUCUUCUCACUUACCUCAUGUCCUACUUAGUAAUAUAAGACCAUUAGUACCCAAGUUUGACGAAUUGUCUACUUUUUUAAUGUUAAACAAAGCCGACAUUGUUGCCAUUUCCGAAUCUUGGUUGAAUGAACAAAUAGAUUCGUUAUUUGUCACUAUCACCGGGUAUGAUUUAUAUUGUCUGAAUAGAUUGAGCGGUCGUGUAGGCGGUGUUUGUGCCUUUGUUUCUGAAAACAUACCAUGCAAACGGUUACUUGAUCUAGAAAACGCAAAUUAUGAAUGUAUGUGGUUAUGGUUGCGACAUUAUCGUCUGCCAAGGCCCCUCUGUGGUAUACUCAUUGCUGUUCUAUAUUGUCCUCCUGAAACAUGUGCCGAUAAACAGCGAGAAUUUGUUCAUUAUUUAAGUGAAACUAUUGAUAGUGUCCCAGAUUGUGGAAUAAUUGUGCUGGGCGACUAUAAUAACCUGGAU